This is a messenger RNA of Talaromyces rugulosus, 2493 nucleotides long. RefSeq lists its product as uncharacterized. Gene Ontology annotation, molecular function: homoaconitate hydratase activity; 4 iron, 4 sulfur cluster binding. The transcript is spliced from 4 exons. Gene Ontology annotation, biological process: L-lysine biosynthetic process. The record is from RefSeq and is a predicted model, not a curated record. Bases 1 to 2493 code for a protein of 830 amino acids. NCBI's taxonomy places the organism in Eukaryota, Fungi, Ascomycota, Eurotiomycetes, Eurotiales, Trichocomaceae.
AUGGCAGCAGCCGGAUUUCGGAGCGUGCCUGCUUUUUCUAUCCCGACCUCGGAUGAAGCUUUUCUCCCCAGAUUCGUUCUUUCUUUCUACAUCGCGCUUCACAAUCAGCCGACGCCUCGUUUCAACAUGAUACAAGCGCGCAGGGCAGCCGCCCUCGCAACAAGGCGAUGCGUCACGCACGUCGGCCGCGCAUCCACACAGCGACCACCUUCAUGGUUAUCGACAUGUCGCUCGUACAGCGUCACUGGCUACAAUGCAAAGCCCAAGGCCUUCCACUCGCAACUUGAGAACACACCCAACGCCGACGACCUCCUCUCGUCCCUUUCCUCCUCCGCGCCGGCGACCAGCACGCCCCAGACCCUCACCGAGAAGAUCGUACAGCGUUACUCUGUUGGCCUCCCCGAGGGGAAGAAAGUCAAAUCCGGCAGCUAUAUUUCCAUAGCGCCGCACCAUUGUAUGUCGCAUGACAAUAGUUGGCCUAUUGCAACAAAAUUCUUGGACAUUGGCGCCACCAAGGUCCACGAUAAUCGCCAGGUCGUUAUGACCCUAGACCACGAUGUCCAAAACAAAUCAGAGUCCAAUCUUAAAAAGUACCGUCAAAUAGAGGAGUUUGCUCGCACGCAUGGUGUCGACUUCUACCCCGCCGGUCGUGGUAUUGGCCACCAGAUUAUGAUCGAGGAGGGCUAUGCUUGGCCAGGAACCGUGACCGUUGCUUCUGACUCUCACUCCAAUUCGUAUGGAGCGGUGGGCUCCCUCGGUUCCCCAAUUGUACGAACUGAUGCUGCGAGCAUUUGGGCCACCGGCCGGACCUGGUGGCAGGUCCCCCCGGUGGCCAAGGUCACUCUGGUGGGAAUCUUGCCCCCGGGCGUCACGGGCAAGGAUGUCAUUAUCGCCCUGUGUGGCCUUUUCAACCAGGACGAUGUGCUCAACCAUAGCAUUGAAUUUGUUGGUUCCGAACAGACGAUGCGCAGCAUCUCUAUCGACGAGCGUAUUACCAUUGCCAACAUGACGACUGAGUGGGGUGCACUCAGUGGACUCUUCCCCAUUGAUUCGGUCCUAAUCAACUGGCUACGGGCCCGAGCCACCACAUCCGCCAUGCUCAACCCAGAACUCGGCGAUAAAAGUCGCUUUACCCACGAGCGAAUCGACGAACUCAUCGAGAACCCGCUCACUGCCGACUCUGGUGCGACCUACGCCAAGUCACUCUACCUCAACCUGUCAACUCUUUCCCCAUUCGUCGCCGGUCCUAACUCGGUCAAGGUCGCCACGCCCCUCCGCGAUCUUGAGGCGAAGAAGAUCCCUGUCAACAAGGCAUACCUGGUAUCCUGCACCAAUUCGCGCGCAUCCGACAUUGCUGCGGCUGCUCGUGUCUUCCGCGAAGCUACCAAGGAUGGCGUCACACCAAAGAUCGCCCCUGGUGUCAACUUGUACAUUGCCGCUGCCUCUAUACCUGAACAAAGGAUCGCAGAAGCGGCUGGUGACUGGCAAGUUCUCCUGGAUGCGGGUGCAAAGCCCCUACCCUCCGGCUGCGGCCCCUGCAUCGGCCUAGGAACCGGUCUCCUUGAGCCCGGCGAGGUGGGUAUCAGCGCUUCGAACAGAAACUUUUCGGGAAGAAUGGGCGCAAGAGACGCAAUGGCGUAUCUCGCUAGCCCCGAAGUCGUCGCCGCCAGCGCCCUGGAUGGCCAUAUCGCCGGCCCUGGGUGGUAUCAGAAGCCCGAAGGCGUGGAGAAGGUCAUCAUCGGUGAAGGCAGUGGUGACCACCAGGCCGACGUGGCUUUGAGCGUUGAGGACGCCUUGGACAAGAUUAUCGCCCAGGCCGAGAGCAUGAUUGUCGACGCCGAGAAGGACUCGACCGAUUCGACUGAUUCGGCUGCGGCAGCGGUCGACGACGCCGAGGAGACCCUGACUGACAUCCUACCCGGUUUCCCCGAGAAAGUCGAGGGCGAGAUUGUCUUCUGCGAUGCCGAUAAUAUAAACACAGAUGGAAUUUACCCUGGCCGCUACACGUAUCAAGACAACCUUCCAGCCCAGAAGAUGGCUGAGGUGUGCAUGGAGAACUACGACGCAGCCUUCAAAGAGAUUGCUCGUGAGGGAGAUGUGCUCGUCAGCGGCUACAAUUUUGGAUGUGGUUCUUCGCGCGAGCAGGCUGCCACCGCUAUUCUCGCCAAGAAGAUCCCUCUUGUCGUUGCCGGCUCAUUUAGCAACAUCUUCGGUCGCAACAGCAUCAACAACGCACUCAUGAGUGUCGAGGUACCGCGCCUUGUGCAGCGUCUGCGCGAGCGCUUCGCCAAGGGCAAGGAUGGUGCCGACACCCAGCUCACGCGCCGCACGGGAUGGAAGUUCCUGUGGGACGUGCGUAGGAGCAAGGUUGUUGUCACCGAGGACAAUGGAGAGACAUGGAGUCAGAAGGUUGGCGAACUGCCGCCCAACGUACAGGAGAUUAUUGCCAGAGGUGGUCUAGAGAAGUGGGUGAAGGCUGAGAUUCAGAAGUGA